Lecanosticta acicola is the source of this 738-nucleotide messenger RNA. The record is from the annotation of a GenBank genome assembly. NCBI's taxonomy places the organism in Eukaryota, Fungi, Ascomycota, Dothideomycetes, Mycosphaerellales, Mycosphaerellaceae.
AUGACUCGUGAGUCGCCAGCUGACUGGUGUCAGACGGUCCUAAUAGUGCUGAUCAAGUUUUGUCGUCAGAUACCACUGUCCCCAGCGAUCUGCCAGUCCCGAAAGACGAUGGAGCAUGCAACCACCUCACUGGAACGACAUUCCCGUCGAUCCAACUGCCAUCAACUGCCGGGAACAAUGUCAAUCUCUCCACUCUGUCCGGUUUGACAGUGCUGUUCUGCUAUCCGCGAACCGGUGCUCCGGACGAAACCAUCCCGGAUCCAUGGAACGAGAUUCCCGGAGCAAGGGGUACGCUUCUUCAGUCCUCUAUAUAACCCAUAGCCAAGCUGAUGAUGAUCAUUCCAAGGCUGCACGCCCCAAGCAUGUUCUUUCCGAGACGCAGCCCAGGAGUUUCUCCAGCUCGGCGUAAGCCACAUCUUCGGUGCCAGCACGCAAGAUACCCCCUACCAGCGAGAAGUGAAAGAAAGAGUUCAUCUGCCCUACCAAUUGCUCAGCGACGAGAAGCUGGAGUUGCAGAAAGCUUUGGAUCUGCCGACUUUUGAAUGGCAAGACAAGAAGCUGAUCAAGCGGAUGAGCAUGGUCGUUGAAGACGGCAAGAUCAUCAAGGUCUUCUAUCCCGUCUUUCCGCCGUCGGAGAGCGCCAAUGAGGUGAUGAAGUGGUUGAGGACGUAUGCUGGUCGGCAGAACCUGUCGACCGUGCAGGAGAAUGAGACCAUGCGCAAUUUGCAGCAUCGUUGA